Messenger RNA from Entelurus aequoreus (snake pipefish), 2471 nucleotides. It is a transcript of the gene dcp1a, whose product is annotated as decapping mRNA 1A. The record is from RefSeq and is a predicted model, not a curated record. The transcript has 9 exons. NCBI's taxonomy places the organism in Eukaryota, Metazoa, Chordata, Actinopteri, Syngnathiformes, Syngnathidae. Gene Ontology annotation, biological process: deadenylation-independent decapping of nuclear-transcribed mRNA; deadenylation-dependent decapping of nuclear-transcribed mRNA; positive regulation of catalytic activity. Gene Ontology annotation, molecular function: enzyme activator activity; mRNA binding. Bases 40 to 1524 code for a protein of 494 amino acids. Gene Ontology annotation, cellular component: P-body.
CCCCUUUGAAGUGCCUCCGUGCGGGAGCAAGCCGCAGACAUGAAGAUGGCGGCUGCCGGACACAUGAUGAGUUUGGCCGCCCUGCAGAGACAAGAUCCUUACAUCAACAAACUGCUCGACCUCACCGGACAGGUGGCGCUUUAUAACUUCAACUCCACAACCAACCAGUGGGAGAAGACAGAAAUUGAGGGGACACUGUUUGUGUAUACAAGGUCUGCUUCUCCGCACCAUGGCUUCACCAUCAUGAACCGCCUGAGUGCUGACAACCUGGUAGAACCCAUCAACAAAGACCUGGAGUUCCAGCUGCAGGACCCUUUCCUGCUUUACAAAAACGCCAACAUGGGCAUCUACAGUAUUUGGUUCUACGACAAGAGGGACUGCCAUCGCAUAGCUCAGCUGAUGGUCCAGAUUGUCAAACUUGAAGCCGACCACGCACACAGACAAUCCCCAGUGAAGGCGAAGCCCAGGCCGACCAAUGGUGUAGCAGAAGCGCGACCCAUGGGAAUCCUGGAGCUGCUGAGCAAAGCCAAGGAGGAAUACCAGAGGGCGCAGUCAUGUGACGCUGAUGCACCUACAGAACCGAAUGCCACGGCAGCUUCAGCUUCAGACCACACCUCCCAGCAGUCUGAUAAGAAGACUCAUACAAUGGUGAAGCAGAUUACGGUGGAGGAGCUUUUUGGCUCGCCCAUCCUUAAGGACCCCCCUCUGCCCGCCAUGCCCACUAAAAAUGUCACGUCUGCUUCCGGUGACCCCUCAGCUACUUACCCCCAGAACCAACCCUACCCCCAUGCGGCACACCAGAACCCUCUCCGUGGUCCCCACGUGGCCGCCCAGGAUCUUGGGCCACAGCAGGUGCACCAAGGCCACGGCCUGCUGCCGGCCCCUUACGCAAUACAUCACAACCCUGUUUUCCAAUCGGCGGUCCCCAGGCCCGACCCCCAGUCCCUCUGUUCGCUCUCUCCUCUCAUGGUGCCUCCAGAGGUUCGAACUACUCCCGCUGGGCCUGCAGCUCCCCGGGCUUAUAUGGAGCAGGAUAUUCUCAACUCGCUCAAAACGUCAACGCAGUCGCUCAAUGUGGAAAUCCACAAGCCUGUGCUGGCGCCCAAUUUCCUGCCAAGCACUCUGGUGCCACCUCACAGCUUCCAAGAACAUCCAGCGGUCCUCCAACUCACACAAGACCGGGAUGUUCAUUCAAAGCCCCCAAACCUGAUAAAACCUGUUUCAGCUAUUCCUAUGAGUCCCGGUCUUGCCGUUCCUAGGCCGGACUCCUCCGUGCUGCUCUCCCCCAGCGCCUUUCAGCAGUCUCUCAGCAAGAUGGCAGCUGCAGCUGUGGUCCCUGCAUCCCCUUCGGAACACCUGGGCACCUCUGUAGGGGCUGUGGAGCCUUCGCAGCACCCCUGCAGCAAAGUCCAGCUGCAAGAGACACUCAUACACCUCAUCAAGAACGACUCAGCCUUCCUGGGAACCAUUCACGACGCCUACCUGCAGAACCUGUCCAAGGACUUGAGCGCCAUGAAGCUCUGAUGGUCUUCAACAAGCAGGUGCUCAUGGGAGAUGUGGACCCUCCUCUUCACUUCUUUCUUGUUGCUGUCUUCAAAGGACAGGAUGACUCUUUUCCUUUCCCACUUGUACCUUUGACCUCACCUGCUGGACUCAUUGGCCCUUAGGCUGCUGGACUUACUGGCCCUUUGGCUGCUGGACUCACUGGCUCUUUGGCUGCUGGCUUCUCUAGAAGUUCUUCAAGAAGGAAGCAUUUUUUCUCUCUUGCUUUUCAAAUGAGGACCUUUGAUGAAAACUUUUUUUAAGCUUGCCUUCACACUUGCCCUCUAUUUCAUAAGAAUACUAGUGCAACACUACAGUAUUUGCCCCUAAUGAUAGUACAACACUGCAGUAUUUGCCAGUAAUGAUAGUACAACACUGCAGUAUUUGCAGCUAAUGAUAGUACAACACUGCAGUAUUUGCCCCUAAUGAUAGUACAACGCUGCAGUAUUUGCACCUAAUGAUAGUGCAACACUGCAGUAUUUGCAGCUAAUGAUAGUACAACACUGCAGUAUUUGCAGUUAAUGAUAGUACAAUACUGCAGUAUUUGCCCUUAAUGAUAGUACAACACUGCAGUAUUUGCAGCUAAUGAUAGUACAACACUGCAGUCAAGCUGAAGUUAUAAGUUGACAAAGCAUGCAAAGAUAAAACAAAACAUGUUCUAGUAGUCUUUUAUACUAAAUUAUGUAAUAUUAUAUACUGAACUAUAUAAUUAUAUUAUAUAUUCAACUUUAUGAUAUUACAUACUCAACUAUAUCAUGAUAUUAUUAUAUAUUCAACUAUAUAAUGAUAAUAUAUUUCUAUAUUCCACUAUAUAAUAUUAUUAUAUAUUCCACUAUAUAUUAUUAAUUCCACUAUAUAUUAUUGUAUAUUCCACUAUGUAAUGAUAAUAUAUAUAUAUAUAUAUUCCACUAUAUAAUGAUGUUUCUAUA